GUUGAUUUUUUACAUAAGGGAGGGAAACUUUCUACGUAACGUAAAUUUUUCUUAACUUUUCCUCAAUUUUCUGGUCUGUACACUUUCCGUUGCAACGCAUGGACACUUUUACUAGUACUCAUAAAGCUAUAAGCUGCUUCUCAAAAUUUUAAGUCAGAAUUGGGGGUGGAAUAGGAGCGAAUUGAAAAAUAAAACAGGAAAAUAGAAGUAGGAAGUAGAAACGGAAGAGAAACAGAAAAAAAAAAAGGAAAAAAAGGGACGUGGGAACGAGAUCUGAGACUAAGACGCUCGAAUUAGGCUACCGAUAAUUUACCCACUUGAAGGAGGUCGCCGCCGGCGAGGUCAUGGGUGGCCUCUCCAUGGACCAGGCCUUCGUGCAGGCCCCCGAGCACCGCGCCAAGCCGUCCGUCGCCGAGGCCGACGGCAUCCCGGUCAUCGACCUCUCCCCUCUCUUCGCCGCCGAUGGGGUGGACGUGGACGCGCUCGCGGCCGAGGUCGGGAGGGCGAGCCAGGACUGGGGCUUCUUCGUGGUGGUGCGCCACGGCGUGCCGGAGGAGGUGGUGGCGAGGGCGGCGGAGGCGCAGAGGGCGUUCUUCGCGCUUCCGCCGGCGCGGAGGGCGGCCGUGGCGCGGAGCGAGGCGGCGCAGAUGGGGUACUACGCGUCCGACCACACGCAGAACGUCAGGGACUGGAAGGAGGCGUUCGACCUCGUCCCAACACGCCACCCGCCGCCGCCGCCGCCCGCCGGGGUGCUCGACAACAAGUGGCCCGACGACCUGCCGGGAUUCAGAGAAGCAAUGGAGGAGUACGGCGAAGCGGUGGAGGAGCUGGCGUUCAAGCUGCUGGAGCUGAUCGCGAGGAGCCUCGGCCUGAGACCCGACCGCCUCCAUGGCUUCUUCGAGGACCACCAGACCACCUUCAUCCGCCUCAACCACUAACCUCCCUGCCCGAGCCCCGACCUCGCCCUCGGCCUCGGCCACCACAAGGACGCCGGCGCGCUCACCGUCCUCUACCAGGACGCCGUCGGCGGCCUCGACGUCCGCCGCCGAUGCGACGGCGAGUGGGUGCGCGUCAGGCCUAUCCCUCAGUCCUUCAUCAUUAACGUCGGCGACAUCAUCCAGGUGUGGAGCAAUGACAGGUACGAGAGCGCGGAGCACCGGGUGGCGAUGAACGUGGAGAAGGAGAGGUUCUCCAUGCCAUUCUUCUUCUACCCGGCGAGCUACACCAUGGUGGAGCCAUUGGAGGAGAUCGUGAGUGAGGAGAGCCCGGCCAGGUACAAUCCCUACUGCUGGGGCGAAUUCUUCAGCACCAGGAAGAAUGGCGACUUCAAGAAGCUGGACGUGGACAACAUCCAGAUCGCGCAUUUCAGGAAGAAAGCGCUAGUUCAUAUUCAGUAAAUACAUUCAGAUGAUGAUGCGUGAUCAACAACCAUAGCCUUUGCCAUGUACGUCAGCAUUUGCGAGAUAAAUAUUGUUUGUGACAGUAUCUCCUAAACAAAAGUAUGACGAAAAAAAUGAUCAUUUUGUCACACUCGAUGGGAACCCAAGCCCCGAUACCCGCCCCCGCCACCGGCGAUUGGGAUCCCCACCAUCGCCGCCACACAACCUUGAACCCCUCCCCAAUCUCGCAUCCCCCACUCAAGAAUCCUUCCCGCCUACUUCGCCUUUGUCCCCAAUUGCUUCGUCGGCGAAGAAUGUGUCCCCUCCCCAAGGUAAGCGCGUCUUCUCCCCCCAUCCAUGUUCAGAUCUAAACCACAUUCUCCACAAGGCGGCAGAGCAAGAAGCUUCAGAUCUGGCUCUGCUAUAGCAUCAAAGCUACAAAUCUGUCUUGGUCUCCAUCAACGGGAGUACAAAUCUAUCAAAUCCCUUACCGGUUCUUGUCUCUUCAAACUUAGGCCUUUCAGGAAGGGCGAUUUUUUCAACUCUUUAGUGUGUACAGUGGAUGGACAGUGAGUAGAUGCUCAUAACCUAAGCCAAGCAAGCUUCCGCUUCCCCAAGACGCACCUAGAUUUUUAGUGAGGAGUAGAGCACUCAAGAAUGGCAGAGUAGUCUCUGAGUCGUCCUAUCCAGCUCCACCGCCCACACAGCUUGCUUCAGAACUAGGUUACCCACAAUGGAUGGAAGUUAAAGCUAAGUAUUGGUGGAGAAGGAAGCAAUCAGCUCAACACCCAGUUCUCUAAAGAGAAGUAUGAGUUGAGAAGAGCUCAUUUAGACAUAAAUGUCAUCAUUCUGGUCAUUGUCAAACCGUUUCUUCUCUAUGUCCGUAAGCAUGUAGGAGGCAUGGCUAAUAGUUUGAUCCAAAGUAUUGGAGAAAUCAUUAGCUGUUAGAUCUUACUCGCAUAUUAUUUUUCUCUCUUUUUGAUGGCCAUAAAUACACCCAAUAAAAUUAGUCCUGGGGCAAGAUUUCCA
Oryza sativa Japonica Group (Japanese rice) is the source of this 2408-nucleotide messenger RNA. NCBI's taxonomy places the organism in Eukaryota, Viridiplantae, Streptophyta, Magnoliopsida, Poales, Poaceae. The record is from RefSeq and is a predicted model, not a curated record.